Messenger RNA from Magnolia sinica, 1703 nucleotides. Its product is annotated as BTB/POZ domain-containing protein At1g21780. Gene Ontology annotation, molecular function: protein binding. The record is from RefSeq and is a predicted model, not a curated record. The coding region runs from base 53 to 1066 and encodes 337 amino acids. NCBI's taxonomy places the organism in Eukaryota, Viridiplantae, Streptophyta, Magnoliopsida, Magnoliales, Magnoliaceae. The transcript is spliced from 4 exons.
GGAAGUAUACCACCUAUCCUACAGCUUUCUCAACAGAGUGACAGAGAAAGAGAUGGCGAGCGAUUCGAAGGUGGAGACGAUUUCCCGACUCGCUCAGUGGAGAAUCGAGAGUUUUGGGCCUUGCUCUUAUCGACGAUCCGAUUCCUUCAAGGUCGGAAUUUGGAACUGGCAUCUAUCAAUCGAGAAGAACCGGUAUAUGUACGUUCGUCUCUUUCCCGAGCCAGGCCGCGUUUCCAAAGAUCAGCCUCCGAUUGCCAAGUUCAUCCUCCGCGUCUCCAACAUCGGCGCCAACCGGCGUCCGUACAUCUCCCCCGUUCAUGAAAGACUUCUCCGGAACAGUGAAGACUUUGUGUGGCCUGUUGACUCUACCUUCCAUGGGCGAUUCAUCAUUGAUGUAGAAUUCCUAGACCUGAAGAUCUAUCCACUCAAUAAAACUUCAGGUGUUUCUCUUGAAACUCAGGGCGGCGAAGCCUCUUCUAUAUGGCCCCACGAAGGACCAAUGCAAUCUCUAGCAAUGAGUAGCACUCUCCGAUGCCUAUCCCGCAUGCUUGAUGAGGGCAUCCAUACUGAUGUUACCAUCAACACAGCCGAUGGCACCCUGCGGGCCCACAAGGCCCUUCUGUCCGCGAGCUCCCCUGUUUUUGAGAGCAUGUUUCUUCACAACCUCAAGGAGAAAGAGUCCUCCAUAAUCAACAUUGAGGACAUGUCUCUUGAAUCCUGCAUGGCACUCCUUAGCUACAUAUACGGGGGCAUCAGACAGGAAGAGUUCUGGAAGCACCGGCUGGCACUGCUCGGAGCGGCGAACAAGUAUGAUAUCACCGACCUCAAGGAGUGCUGUGAGGAAAGCCUCUUGGAGGACAUCAAUUCAAGCAACGUGCUUGAGAGGCUGCAGGAAGCGUGGCUGUACCAGCUGGAGAAGCUGAAGAAAGGGUGUUUGAUGUAUCUGUUCGACUUUGGCAAGAUAUAUGAUGUUAAAGACGAGAUCAACGGCUUCUUCAUGCAUGCGGAUAGGGAACUGAUGGUAGAGAUGUUUCAGGAGGUGCUGACAGUCUGGAAGCCCUUGUGAUGCCCAAGUAGUAUGUUGUGCAUGUCAGCACCCGUAAAAAGAAUGUGCAGUUAUACAAGUGAAGCUUUUGUUUGAUGAGUUUUGCUAAUCCCACAGUCACUUCUACACAUGAAUGAGUGAGCAAUGCAUCAGGUUUCUCUCCCUGUUUAAAAAUUACACGAUUCUGUGCAUCAAGUCAUUAGGUGGGCCACACAUAUAUGUUGAACAUGAAUCAUUUGUAGGUUUUUGAAGUUGUGUAUUGUUUUCAAACAUGUAAAGAUACCUGAUGAAUUGACCGUCCAGAUUUUGGGCUAGGCUGUUUAUGCAGUGGGGAUGGUCCGCCUGAUGCACAGGUCCCUAAGUCGGCAUAUGUGGCCACGUGUAGAGGUGCAUGUGGGCUUGGCAAAGUGCUCGCUUUUUUUUUUUUCCAUGGCUUUUUUUUUUUAUUUUUUAUUUUUUUUUAUUUUUUUAUUUUUAGUGUUCCUGUAAAAUAGUCAUGGGCAGCUAUGCUCCCCACGUUUCGUUCUCACUCCAAAACAGGCACCAUGCCACAGCUGUAAAAUAUGUAACUAUUUAGAAAAUCAUGCAUCUUUGUAGGAACUGAAAAACAGAGUAAUAUAGUUUAAUAUGUAUAUACUAUGUAUGUGUAUUUUGCUUC